AUGGCAAGCGAUACCGAGGCAGCUCCCAAUGGGGCUAUGGAUCUUGUUGUCAAGAGCCAUCAUCAACACUCAAAUUCCGAAAUUGCAAAACUCAAUAUUCCUAUGUGGGACAGUUCUGACCCCGAACGACGGCCACCACCUUUACCUAUGAAUCCCGGUGCUGGCAGCCCAAAAACACGAUCAAACGCCUCUCCGGGCAUCCAAGCGGUUACAGCAAGCCUCGCAGAAAAGAUGCGCGAAAAUGCUCCUAGCCCAUACACGAUAAACCCGAUGCCUUCCAAAUCAUCUCCAGAAAAGUCCCUGGUCAAAGGGCAAUACCACAGACGACUGCAGUCCCUUCAGCCAACGACUGAUACACGAACUGAGUUCCGCAACUUUAUCGAGAACAGAUCACCAGAACGAAAGACACGAUCGGCAAUAUUCAAUGAUGAUUACCUGGACAAAAGUCCUACUCGUACAGGCACAUCAGGAUCACAAGACUCUGGUCGUGACUCGCCAUCUCUUUAUGUCUCCAAUCGCUACCUUUCGAAACCUAUAAUAGGCGAGAAUACCCCAACUUCAGCUACCAUGCUGGCGUUACAGAAUAUGCAGCUCCCUGGAGACGAACUUAAAUCAGUUCAAGUGUCAGUGUCAAAACCGGCCACAGCCACAUCGCUGCCCGAAAGCAGUUUGUCGGAGCAGAUCCAGAGCUUAACGGAAAUUGCUACAAGCCUGCAGAAAGAGAUGACAAGUCUGACGAGACGAAGUAAGGAUAAUGCUACUGACUUGCUAAGCUUGAAAGCGGCUACAAAUGCGCGCGACGAGGAUAUACGAAAGAGUAUCCGAGAUUUGGCCAACAACAUUAGCUCCAAGCUCCUGGAUCCCGACAGUGCGAGUACAAGGUCUGGAGCCUUUGGAUCUGUGAGGAGUGGAUAUAGUAUUGAUAGCAAGCCAUUCGACAGCCCACCAGACCACCGAAAAUCAUUUACUCUUCCUCGUGUAGCCAGCCCUUCAAGCUUCGCUGCAGCUUUGGAGCGCGACCUUUGUGGAUCUCCUGCGCCUAUUAGUGACGGCUCUGCGAGCAUUGCACUGCUGGAAAAGGUGCUACGUGAAAUGGCCACCAAAGAAGCCCAAGAAAAGCUGUUGGAACUUGUCGACGAAGUGAAAAAGAGGCCUGCCAAGGAUGGAAGCACCAAGGAGGCUGAUCAGAACGUCACAAAAAUGCUUGAACAAAUCCUCAACCAUGUCAAGGAGAAUCCAACGAAUCGAGCCCUGGUACGAUCUGGCGCUCAAGGAUCUACCUCUCCAGAACACACGCGAUCCGGCCCAAUCGUUCUUAGCCAGGACUCGAAUGGGGCUGAGAAAAGUGCCCUCAGUGAAGAUAUUAUCGGUCUUCUCAACAGGAUCAAGCAUAGUGUCGCUGAAGGCGGCGGUCUGACAAGUGAAGUCAAAGCACUUGUGCGUGAGCUACGAGGAGAAGUCUUGGGCAUGGGACGAGAAAUCGGCCGAAAACUCGAAGAAGCCGCAACAUCCAAGUCUGAGGAAGAUAUUCCACAAACUCUGGGAGCAGAUGAAGUUGCAGAAAUCGUUCGCGCCGGGCUCGCUGAAUUGAAGGAGCAAAUGUAUUCCAUGAUUCAGGAACAUCAGCAGACCCUAUCGACUUCGUUGACUCGCAGUGGCGCCGAUGCAGACGAAGUUUUUACUGCUGUUCGGUCUGCCUUAGACGAAUACUCUCCACAGCAUCUGAACGCUCCAGCACCGAGCACUGUGGGCAUGGAUAAGGAAGACAUUCUUGAAGCAGUCAGGGAGGCUUGGGAGGUAAAUAAACCGGAAAUUGAACUGCAAAAUUUUGGCCUGGAGCGGGAAGAAAUUCUUGAAUGUCUCACUGAAGGGUUGAAAGCUUACCAGCCCAAGCAUGAGGAGGCAGUGACUUACGACCAGGUUCUGGCUGCUGUUCAGGCUGGAAUGCAGAGCUUUGUCCCGCCACCUAUUGAAGCACCACCAGCAAUUACCCGUGAAGAAGUUGCAGAAGCAGUCAAAGACUGCCUGGAAUCCUUCGAAUUGACCAUUCCCGAGCCCAACAUCACGAAGGAAGACAUUUAUGCGGCAGUAUCGGAAGCGAUGGACAAUCAACAACGCGCACUCCCUUCCAUGCAAGACACACCUAAGAUUACUCGUGACGACGUGUUCGAAGCCGUAGCAGAGGCCUUGGGCCGGUCGACAUUAGCAGAGUCUCUGAAUGCUGCUGGUCUUACCCGUGAUGAUGUUUAUGGUGCUGUUGUUGAAGCUAUGGCUGGUCAAAGGGCACUUCCUAUGGAUGAACAUCUGCCUCAGCUUACUCGUGACGACGUGUUUGAAGCUGUAGCGCAGUCUCUAAAUGUUGCUGGGCUGACCCGUGACGAUGUUCAUGUUGCUGUCGCUGAAGCUAUGGCUGGCCAACGAGGGCUUCCUACAGACGAAGAUAUGCCAAAACUCACUCGUGAUGACGUCUUCGAAGCCGUAACAGAGGCAAUGGCUCGCUCAACAUUAGCGGAGUCUCUGGCUGGUACUGGCCUCACCCGCGAUGAUGUCCAUGGCGCUGUCGUUGAAGCCAUGGUUGGCCAGCGAGCGAUCACACAAGACGAAACAGACACUGGAUUAUCACGAGAUGAUGUCUUUAAUGCGGUGACGGAGGGCCUGGCGGCGCACUUCGCAGCUGCCAAAGAAAUGGGCGAAUCAUCCGUGACUCGAGAAGAUGUCGUGCAAGUGAUUAAUGAUGCUUUGGCUGCUCACUCUAGUGCUCUGAUUACACAGGAACCACCUUUGACGCGAGAAGACAUCGUCAGUGCAAUCUCGGAAGGUUUAGUCAACCAGAGCUCUAUCAGUCGAGAAAUCGAACUGAACAAGGACGACUUAUUUGAAGCUGUGGCUUCUGGCCUUCAUGAAGCAGCAGCUUCUUCUCAACUGAACGUCGGAGAUCAAAUCAUUGACCGCCUUCGCGACCUGGUUCAGGAUAUGAAAGAUGAGUUCAAGCAAUAUUCGGUGCCGAGCGGACACGACGCUGAACAAGUACUGGAUUCCGUGAAAGAUGGACUACAAGUACUCCGAACUGAUAUUGAGUCUUAUGUCGACAAGGCUGCAGAUGUUACUGGCAAAGAAGAAAUAAUAUCCACCGUCAAAGAAGGCUUCCGAUUGUUACAAGCUGAUCUUGAGCAUUCUAUCAACGAAGCAGCUCUUCGAAACUCCAGUUCUCGCGGAAAUCCGGAUACCCCCGAACUUCUUGACGCUAUGGAGAAGGAAUUCGAACACCUGCGCUCAACACUCAGUGGUUUACUGAUCCGCACUGAGACUUCAGGCGACAAAGCUGAAAUACUCGAUGCAAUCCAUGAGAUUGGUACUGGCACGAGGAAUGAAGUGGACACUACCAAACUUGUUCAAGCCGUUCGAGAAGAGUUUGAGAAUAUUCGGGACUCCAUUGGCAUGAGUUUGGUCAAGUCCGAGUCAUCUGAGAAGGACGACAUUAUCUCAGCCCUGCGUGAAAGCUUUGAGAACCUUCAAGCAGAGACGAUGCAAAAGCGUGAUGGCAACGAAAGCUCAUUUUCAAGUACUAGCGAGUUACUUGAAGCCUUUAACGACGGCGUCGAUACCAUCCGAGCAGACUUGGAAACACUGAUUCACAAGUCAGAUGAGCAGAGCAGUUCUGAGGUUCUUGAUGCAUUGAAAGAAGGAUUGGAGUCCAUUAAAUUCGAGAUGGAGGCUUUGAGAACGUCUCAGAAAGAGUUCGAGGAGACAUCGACUACCCGCGGUCAAGAAUUAAUACUUGCCAACGAAAGCAACAUCAGCAACGACAUCGAAAGCCUCAAGGUCUUGAUUACGCAGCUACAGAUAAAGGUUGAAUCGAUAGAAGCCAAUCAAGCGCCUGCUCCACCAUCAGAACAUACCUUGAAAAGGGAGCACCUCGAUGAGGUUUUGUCAGCCGUGCGAGAUGUUCAUGGAUCUGUGGCUGAAUCCAAUACUCGCAGAGAGGAUGCAGAGAUCAUUGAGACUCUUCUGCGAGACACAGUCGCCAGAUUUGAUGAGAUAAAUAUCCCUCCAACUGAGGAUCUUGCCAAAGCGGAACAAGUCAUGAAUGUGGAAGUAGUCGUUUCAGAACUGAAGGAUGCCAUCGCUGAAGUUGCUGCUCGCCUUGAAACAGAGAGCUGCACCAAGGCUGAUUUUGGUACGCUUGAGACUCUUCUGAAAGACUUGUGGGUUGCUGUGGAGGAGUCGAAAAGCCAGGCCAAGGAUAUCCCAGAAGGAGAGGAAGCGCCGGAGCCGGUCGUCAAGAGUGAUCUUCAAACGGUGGAAGCAAUGAUUUUUGAAGUCAAGACUAGUAUCGAAGAGUUGAAGCUUCCCGACGUCGAGACGCUCCCUGCAAAAUCAGAUAUUGAAGCACUUUCGGAGCUUAUCAAUGCAUUCAAGGAGAAAGUCGAUACAGAAUCAGAGUUGACUGCCCAGGCCUUUGAAGCACGCAAAGUCGAGCAUGGAGGUUUGGCCGAAAAGAUUGAAGAGGCCAAGGUUGUUGUUGCCGAUCUUCGUGAGGAGCUCAAGAGCAAACUUGAUGGGAGCGAGGAGGGCUUGUCGGAACUGAAGACCCUUCUAGAAGGUCUGGCAGUGUCUUCCGGGGCUUUCACAACCGUCGAGAGCGUCAAAGAACUCAGUGACCUCAUUAAUAGGGAGUUUGAACGUGCACGAGGAGAACAGGAAGUAACCAAACUCGAAACAGAGGAACGAGAUGCAGCAAUCAUGGUCAAACAAGACGAAGCUCGUGCCACGAUCGUAGCAGAUCUGGAGAAGAAAGUGGAUGAACGAGUCGACCAUAUCUUGUCGAAGUAUGACGAAUUGCAAGAAAGUCUCGACAAGAAGUUCUCCGAAACAGAAGAACGACACUCGGUGAAUGUUGAACACCUGACAAGCACAAAGGGUCUUGCGGAGGACAUCAAAUUGAUCAUUGGUGCUAUGGGCAACAGCGUCACUGAGUCUUGCGAGCGCAUGGGCGAUGAUACCAAGACACUCUUCACCAAGAUCAGCGAAUCGUACGACAAGAUGGAAGAGAUGCACAAUGAGAUUAAGGAGUUUAACGAACUGUCCAAGGCCGAGUUGGAGAAAACCUCGGCUGCGACAGAUCGAGUAGAAGGCCAAAUCCUGGAAUAUCAUCCUCAAAUCCUUGGUGCCAUCAAAGACAUUCUUAUGCUUGUUGGACAGCAUUACGAGCACUCUCAAAAGACAAAUGAGGAGCUGAGUAGAAAUCUUUCUGCUAUUCCUGCUACAAUCCCGACAAUGCUUCCUGCUCUUCUUCCAGCUCCACCAGAGCCUCGAGAGAUUAUCAUUCCGGACAAGUAUGAUGAUACUGAGCUACAUUCUAAGCUUGACUUGAUCAUGAACCAUGCGGAGAGCACUAAGAACAUUAUACCGGAGAAGUACGACGAUUCUGAGCUACGUUCUAAGCUCGACAUGAUAAUGAGCCAUACCGAGAGCGCCAAGAACCUCAUACCUGAAAAGUAUGAUGAUAGCGAGCUCCACUCCAAGCUUGACAUGAUCAUGAGUCAUGCUGAGAACACCAGCAAGACGAUGGCAGGCAUGGAUAAACUGGAUCAAAUACAUGAGAAGGUUAUGGAGACCUCACGUGAGAUUACUGAGAUGGUCGCAACACAAUCUCGUCUUGUUAUCGAAGAUUAUGAGCGAAAGAAGCGAGAGGCUGAAGAUGCUGCCUAUGCUCUUGAGAGAAGACUUGCUCAGAAGGAGAAAGUGGAAUCCGAGAUUCUCAGCUUGAAUGACGAAAAAGAAUCACUCCUCAAAAUCAUCCAGGCCAUGAAGACUGAGAAGGAGCAGCUCACGAAGCAGAACACAAAACUCGGGAAAGAACUCCACGGAUUAGAAACUGCUCUCGACAUUCGACAACACGAAAUGGAGCUCUUUGAGGAGCGCGCACAAGGUCUCGAAAAGCGAAUUCUCGCAGGUGUUUUCGAUCACGCUAGAACCAUGCUUUUGAAGGAAAGCGGACGAGGCAAGAGCCGCAUGAGCCUCCGACGCAUUCCCAGCUAUGGCAGCAACGCUACAAGAACUAGUCGUGCUACCAGUCGUGCUACCAGUACCAACGGCGCAGCCAAAGAUACUCGCAGUCUGGUCAGCAAUGGCGUGGAGAUGGGUUUGAAACGCCGCCAGCCAGCUAAAAACCCAGCAUAUAACGGGUCUACCGUGUCAUCCAAUGGUGGCAAGGAACGUCGAAUUCUCAGUCUCAGCCAUGUCACUGGUAACAGGGGCCCUACUGAUCGUCACGUCACAGCACCCGUCGGCACUAGUGGACUGACCAACCUCAAGCGCAGCCACUCGGUUCGGUCCAAUCUCCCAUCGCGCAAAACAUCCUGGGGCACGUCUAGAGACUUUGAGGCUAACAAAGAGAAUGAGAGCUUCCUAGAAGAAGAUGAGUCAUUCAGUGUUGCUCAUAGCGACGCGGGAACUGAGCGGACAGCCGAUACAGGUCAUUAUUUAGAAAGUGUCAGCCAUGACAGUGAAAGUACUAUCUCAGCCAGCCGUCAGCCCAGCUAUGCCAGCACAACUAACGGUCUAGUUGCGGAACACAAUGGAUCCAUUAUAGAAGAAGAUUGCGAGGAGGAAGAUCAGGUCGAGCACAAUCAUCAAUCAUAUGAGAAAUCCGAGCACUCUGAUGCAGAAGCUCCAGAAGACGAUGAUGAAGAUGUUGACGAUGAAGGCGAUUAUCAAACCACUAUUGACGAGCACGAAGAGCACUCUGCGUUUGAAGAAGAUCUAUCCGACCUCGAGACACCACCCGGAAUCAAGAUUCCAGGCCAGAAUGACAGCGGUCUAGGAAGCGAUAUCCAGCGUCCUAUCAAUGUCUAG
Talaromyces marneffei is the source of this 6858-nucleotide messenger RNA. RefSeq lists its product as uncharacterized. The transcript has 2 exons. Lineage: Eukaryota; Fungi; Ascomycota; Eurotiomycetes; Eurotiales; Trichocomaceae. The record is from RefSeq and is a predicted model, not a curated record. The coding region runs from base 1 to 6858 and encodes 2285 amino acids. Gene Ontology annotation, cellular component: cytoskeleton.